AAAGUCUCCGGCUCGGAGCCCUGGUGAAUGAGCUUGGUGUCCUUCUAUCAAAGUGACCUGAAAUCGACCAUCACAAGAAGACGUCCUGAUUACAUGCUGGAUCCAAGGGACCAUGGCCUCCUGGACGGGCCGGGCUCUGUGUGCGAUGCUCACUCUGCUACUGAUAUCUGUUGAAGGUCAGAGAAUCACCAGCAAAAAUGUAUAUCCAGCUCCAUCAACUUCAGGAGCCGAAGAACGUUCCAUGACACCAUCUGAGUCUGGCACCACAGCUUCCAUAAGAGAAGAUGGAGGCAAUGUAUCAUCAGCCAGAUCACCGGACAUCAGCAUCCCCACCACAAUGGACCCUAAUGGAAGUCAGGCUGCAACUCUGAUCGGGACAUCAGAGACCAUCAUCACUAUUAUUGAUCCAGAUACAACACCAGACAUCAGCCAUACCAUUGAGGCAAAAAAUAUGGACCCCGGCACCACAAAAAUGAAUGAACCAACACCAAUUAUCAGCCAGACAAGUGUGACAAAUGGAACUGGCGCCAGCACCACAAAUGUGGUUGGACCAGCAGCUGGUAGCAAUACAACCAACAUUAUCUAUACAACCACUGAAAUCAAGAAUAUCAGCCUGACAGAUCGAGCAGGUGACAGCAGUUCUACCAGUCCUGCCCUUAUAACUGGUGCCGGUCCUACAUAUGGCAUCAGUCCAACCACUGAUAGACUUACCAGGACUGAUACAGACAUCAACACUACAAUCAAUCCCACAACUGAAAGCAGCCCUGUAACCCUGAGAGAUCCAACAACUUACAACCAUGCAACCAGUGGGGCAGACACAACUGGUACCAGUUCUACCCAUACAACCAGUGGGACAGACACAACUGGUACCAGUUCUACCCAUGCAACCAGUGGGACAGACACGACUGGUACCAGUUCUACCCAUACAACCAGUGGGGCAGACACAACUGGUACCAGUUCUACCCAUACAACCAGUGGGACAGACACAACUGGUACCAGUUCUACCCAUGCAACCAGUGGGACAGACACGACUGGUACCAGUUCUACCCAUAUAACCAGUGGGACAGACACAACUGGUACCAGUUCUACCCAUGCAACCAGUGGGACAGACACGACUGGUACCAGUUCUACCCAUACAACCAGUGGGGCAGACACAACUGGUACCAGUUCUACCCAUACAACCAGUGGGACAGACACAACUGGUACCAGUUCUACCCAUGCAACCAGUGGGACAGACACGACUGGUACCAGUUCUACCCAUAUAACCAGUGGGACAGACACAACUGGUACCAGUUCUACCCAUACAACCAGUGGGACAGACACAACUGGUACCAGUUCCAUCAAUGUGACUAAUCUAACAGCCAAUACUGCAGAUGGGGAGAACUCUGAAACAGUCAUAAUAACCAGUCUGACUGAUGAAACCCCUGAUACCAUCACCUCCAAUAGGACGGGUCCUACAAUCAGAGAUACAACAACUGGUACCAAUAGUAAAACAUAUAACAUUGAUAUUAAAAGAACCACAACCAUCAUGGAAAGAGUAACCAACACCAUGGAGAAACCUGCUACAAUGGAGCAGAGAGCCCUUAUAAGCAUCAAUAUAUACAUGCAGGAGGCCAGCUUCACAGGAAGUCAGUGCGGCUCAGCUUCAGCCAAUGGCUUCAGAGCAGGAAGAACCUUGAUGUUUACAGUCACCGUCGCAACCACCUUAUCCACUGACGCCACAAUCGAUGCCAUCUCGGAGAAGUUGACAAGGAGAAAGCCAGUGUUCGAUUUCUUUAUUGAUGACACCGAGCUGUUCUUCCCCGGUCUGGCUCUGUUCACCCAGGCUUACCAGGUGCAGAAAGCCUAG
Molecule: messenger RNA, 1849 nt
Organism: Bufo gargarizans (Asiatic toad)
Lineage: Eukaryota; Metazoa; Chordata; Amphibia; Anura; Bufonidae
Product: autotransporter adhesin BpaC-like
Exons: 5
Coding region: 113-1849 (578 amino acids)
Source: RefSeq, a predicted model, not a curated record